CUCUCAGGACUGACAGCACACACCGAGAGGCUCCUCUCUCCCCAGAGGUUCAGGGCCUUGAGAGCUGUGGCAUUCACCAUGCUGGCCCGGGGCAGUGGCCCCGAGCAAAGGACCGGGCUUGCCGUGCUGUGGAGGCAGAUUUACUGGAUCACCUGCUGGAUCACCCUGUAUGCUGUGGAGGCCCUCCCCGCCUGCCCCUUCUCCUGUAAGUGUGACAGCCGCAGCCUGGAGGUGGACUGCAGUGGCUUAGGCCUCACCAUGGUGCCCCCGGACUUGCCCGCUGCCACCCGAACCCUCUUACUCUUGAACAAUAAGCUGAGUGCCCUGCCUAGCUGGGCAUUUGCCAAUCUGUCCAGCCUGCAGCGGCUGGACCUAUCCAACAACUUCCUGGACCAGCUGCCCCGUUCCAUUUUCCGGGACCUGACGAAUCUUACAGAGCUGCAGCUGCGCAAUAACAGCAUCAGGACCCUGGACAGGGACCUGCUGCAGCACUCGCCCCUGCUUCGCCACCUGGACCUGUCCAUCAACGGCCUGGCCCAGCUGCCCCCUGGCCUUUUCGAUGGACUCCCGGCUCUGCGCUCCCUAUCACUUCGCUCCAACCGUCUGCAGAACCUGGACCGGCUGACGUUUGAACCCCUCGCAAGCCUGCAGCUGCUGCAGGUUGGGGACAAUCCCUGGGAAUGCGACUGUAACCUACGUGAUUUCAAGCACUGGAUGGAGUGGUUUUCCUACCGAGGGGGGCGCCUGGACCAGCUUGCCUGCACCCUACCUAAGGAGCUGAGGGGGAAGGACAUGCGUGUGGUCCCCAUGGAGAUGUUCAACUACUGCUCCCAGCUGGAGGAUGAGAAUAGCUCAGCUGGGCUGGAUAUUCCUGGGCCACCCUGUACCAAGGCAAGCCCUGAACCUGCUAAACCCAAGCCAGGGGCUGAGCCUGAGCCCGAGCCCAGCACUGCUUGCCCCCAGAAGCAGAGGUAUCGGCCGGUGAGCGUGAGGCGGGCCAUCGGCACGGUGAUCAUCGCGGGGGUUGUCUGUGGCAUUGUCUGCAUCAUGAUGGUGGUGGCUGCUGCCUAUGGCUGCAUCUAUGCCUCCCUUAUGGCCAAGUACCACCGGGAGCUCAAGAAGAGGCAGCCCCUAAUGGGGGACCCGGAGGGUGAGCAUGAAGACCAGAAGCAGAUCUCUUCUGUGGCGUGAGAGCCCAGCCCCAUUUGGCCUAGCAAACAAGCCACAGUGCGGCUGUCUCCAUGAACUUCCAAGUCUCUGCGGAAGCCACCCUUGUGCUAAAGGCUCCUGCUCAUGCUCCUUUCUGAGCCACCAAGUCUCUGGAACACCUGGGGGAUCUCCCUAAGCUUCUGGCCAUAGGGAAGAAAGGAUAUGUGUGCAAGUGGAGGCUUCUGGACUCAGUGUUCCCCUGUUGCCCUUCCUGCCCUGGCUGUAGACUGGGUGACUCUCCCUACCUCCUGCUCAUAGCACCUCAUCUGCAUUAGGGGUGGGGAGGAAGUGAUAGGGGGGCCAAGGGUCAACUUCUGUGACCCUCUUCUAAGCCAGGAAUAUAUUUUCAGCUGCCCUUAGUGUCGGAGUUGGGUCCAGCUUUCAACUGCUAGUACUAAUGUACAAUCACACCAGCCAUGGCAUCUGGACCCAGCUCUAAGAAACAUGAUUAUAACACACCCCCUCUGCUGAAGCCAUUAGGUCUCUCUAUCUGCUAUAGGCCACACCGACUGCAUUGCUCCUGGAUUCACUUAUCCACUCUCACACACACUCAGCAUCA
Molecule: messenger RNA, 1768 nt
Organism: Panthera uncia (snow leopard)
Lineage: Eukaryota; Metazoa; Chordata; Mammalia; Carnivora; Felidae
Gene: LRTM2
Product: leucine rich repeats and transmembrane domains 2
Exons: 4
Coding region: 79-1191 (370 amino acids)
Cellular component (GO): plasma membrane
Molecular function (GO): protein binding
Source: RefSeq, a predicted model, not a curated record